CUCUCUCUCUCUCUCACUAGUUCUCCAUGGCAAAAGGAAUGGGACUGACGGCCCUUAUUGUUGUUGUUGUCCUCCUUCAUCAAACUUGCAAUACAAGUGCUCAGGAUCACUGUCCUCCUUCUUCUUGCGGCUCCAUCCUUAACAUAAGUUAUCCGUUUCGAUUAACGAGCGAUCCCAAAAACUGCGGCAAUCAAAGGUAUAAUCUUUCAUGUGAGAACAACCAAACACUAUUGUUACACUUAUAUGAUGGAAGAUACUACGUUCGACAAAUCAAUUACACCGGCUACUCAAUCAGAGUUGUAGACCCAGGUAUUGGACUCAACGCUACUGAGUACUACUCCAUCCCUCGUUAUUUUCUAGAAUAUAAUAAUUUCAGUUCUGGAGAUCCAUAUCGAGCAUUUGAUACUAAUAUGGCAGUGUAUUUCGUGAAAUGUGAAAAGCAAGUGAAUUCUCAGUAUCAUCUAAACAUUUCUGCUUGCUUUGAGGGUGGAGUGUAUUCUUCCAAGAGGUAUACAUAUGCUCUAUUCGAGAUUAAAGCCAAUGCAUCGAAAUAUCGUCCUGCACUGGAGUUGGGGGACUUGUGCCAAGUAGAGCAAAUAUCUCUCAUACCCUGGCCAGAUCGUUAUUAUUAUGAAGAUGACUUAAGAAAUAUUUCCUGUACAGACUUCCACAAUGAAUUGCUACGGGGUUUUGAGCUUUCCUGGGGUACCACGCGAUUUGGCAAGGAAGGAAUCCUUGAGAAGAUAUAUGAUUUUAUUGAAGGAAUACUAUAUCGAGUGUUCACCUUCGUAUUAGAUCAUCUACCAGUACCACUACGACGACGACUAUAUGAGCUAUCAAAUCAACUAGAAGACCGAAUACUACAACGAGUAUAUGAGCGAUUUGGCAACAACGCUCUUCCAAUUUAUUUACUGACGUACAUGACAAUUGACUAUGGACUGUUCCAAGCAGCAAAAAUGAUAUUGGGGGCUCCAUUUGUGAUUGCAUUCUUGAUACAUAAAUGGAAUAGGAGACAUUUAUCCAUGUAUGAUGUUGUCGAAGAAUUUCUACAAAGUCACAAUAACCUCAUGCCAAUAAGAUACUCUUAUUCCGAAAUUAAGAAGAUUACCAAAAGUUUCAAGGAGAAAUUGGGUGAAGGAGGUUAUGGCACUGUUUUUAAAGGAACACUUCGAAGUGGUCGUCUUGUGGCUAUAAAGAUGUUAGGCAAGUCCAAAGCUAACGGACAAGAUUUUAUAAGCGAAGUUGCAACUAUUGGAAGGAUUCACCAUGUUAAUGUAGUGCAACUCAUUGGUUUUUGCGUUGAAGGAUCGAAACGGGCUCUUGUAUAUGAGUUCAUGCCUAAUGGUUCCUUAAAUAAAUACAUAUUUUUGUCAGAAGUACGCACGCUCCUAAGCUAUGAUCAAAUGUUUGAUAUAGCUCUAGGAGUGGCUCGUGGGAUUGAAUAUUUACAUCAAGGAUGUGACAUGCAAAUUUUACAUUUUGAUAUCAAGCCUCACAACAUUCUUCUUGAUGAAAAUUUUACUCCCAAGGUUUCUGACUUUGGACUAGCAAAAUUAUAUCCAACAAAUGACAGCAUUGUUUCUUUGACUGCUGCAAGAGGGACAUUAGGAUACAUGGCUCCUGAGUUGUUCUACAAAAAUAUUGGAGGCGUCUCAUACAAAGCUGAUGUUUAUAGUUUUGGAAUGUUAUUGAUGGAAAUGGCCGGCAGAAGAAAGAACGUAAAUGAAGUUGCAGAACACUCAAGCCAAAUGUACUUCCCUACUUGGGUUUAUGACCAAUUGCAAAAUAGAAACGACGUAGAAAUAUUGGAAGACGCCACAGAUGAGGAAAAGAAAAUAGGGAAGAAGAUGAUCAUUGUUGCAUUAUGGUGUAUACAGAUGAAGCCUAAUGAUCGCCCUUCAAUGAACAAAGUUGUUCAAAUGCUUGAAGGAGAAGUUGAAUGCUUACAAAUGCCUUCCAAGCCUUUCCUUUUAGCACUAGACGAAACCGUAAUAGGUGGUGCAGAGAAUUCGAAUCAAUCAAAUGAAUCAAAUCAAUCAUCUCUAUUUUAAAUACAAAUUAAUUUAUGUAUGAGUCUUUUGAUUUAUUAUAUCUCUGUUCAAGGAGAAAAUUAGUUUUCUCAUAUAUAUUUGAUAGCACAAAGAUGCUUAGUAUUUCUGUAUAACAAAUAAGAGUUUGUUUGAUUUAAGAUAA
Molecule: messenger RNA, 2193 nt
Organism: Alnus glutinosa
Lineage: Eukaryota; Viridiplantae; Streptophyta; Magnoliopsida; Fagales; Betulaceae
Product: rust resistance kinase Lr10-like
Exons: 6
Coding region: 27-2051 (674 amino acids)
Biological process (GO): protein phosphorylation
Molecular function (GO): polysaccharide binding; protein kinase activity; ATP binding
Source: RefSeq, a predicted model, not a curated record